AUGAUGAAACACGUUACUGGCUUCUUGACGGGAAGAAGUGCUUCGGGAUCAAUGAUUAGAACGAAUGAGAGAGUCAUUUCAUUGUUCUUCCAAAGUGGUCGUUCAUUUAACGAAAAAUUAUUAUUAUUUAGAAAUCAUUGUUCCCUUGCGGAAUAUUCAAAGAGUACCAUCAAGAAGAAAAAGACUCUUGAACCAAAAGAAAACAAAAAUCAUUUUGAAAAGAAAUCAAUUUCCGAUGAAAGUUUAAUGAUUCGUAAUGAAAUAGCUACUUUGAAUCGUAGUGAUGAGGAUUUUAAUGUUGCUUUCAAUCAACUAGAUAUUAGCAGUACGGAACAUCAUGAUAUUAGUACUUCGGAAGACUCUACUGGAACACUUCAAACCCCACCUGGACUCUAUGUGGUUGCAACUCCCAUUGGAAAUAUGCAUGAUCUCUCAGAGAGAGCCAAACACGUUUUAAAAUCUUCACAAAUUAUUGCCUGUGAGGAUACACGAACAACGAGAAAACUUCUUCAUUUUCAUUCUCUAGAAUCGAAUCCUCCUCAACAUUUAAUAAGCUUUGUAGAAAACAAGAAUGCUACUGAAAUUUAUAGCCAAUCGAGGAAGCAUUUGAAUGUUAUAUUGAAUAAGUUAACCUCUUCAAGUCAAGUGGUCUCACUUGUGAGCGAAUGUGGGUCUCCUUGUAUCAGUGAUCCAGGAUGGAUGUUAGUGAAGAGUUGCCACGAGUACGGCGUACCAGUGUAUUCAGUACCUGGACCUUCCUCCAUUGUUACAGCUCUCAUGAUUAGUGGCUUCAAUAGCAAUAGAUUCAUCUUUGAAGGUUUUUUACCAAUGAUUCCCAAAAAAAGAAGGAAAUUAUUGCAAGAAAUGAACCAAAUUCAAGGUAAUCGUUGUUUAGUAUUCUUUGAAAACCCAAACCGAAUCAAACAAACUCUUCAAGAUUGUUUGGAAAUAUUUGGACCUCAACGACAGAUUGCUUUAUGUUUCGAAUUGACGAAAUUAUUUGAGCGAGUUCAAAGAGGAAAGCUGUCAACAAUUGCGAGGGCAAUGAUGAACGAAGAUAUUAAGGGAGAAUGUACCAUUAUUAUUGCACAAGAUGAAGAAGAAAAGAAGACUUUGGAAGAUUAG
This is a messenger RNA of Naegleria lovaniensis, 1125 nucleotides long. RefSeq lists its product as uncharacterized. The record is from RefSeq and is a predicted model, not a curated record. The transcript is spliced from 3 exons. Bases 1 to 1125 code for a protein of 374 amino acids. Gene Ontology annotation, molecular function: methyltransferase activity. NCBI's taxonomy places the organism in Eukaryota, Heterolobosea, Eutetramitea, Acrasida, Naegleriidae.